This is a messenger RNA of Magnolia sinica, 6161 nucleotides long. Its product is annotated as protein RST1. The coding region runs from base 34 to 5586 and encodes 1850 amino acids. NCBI's taxonomy places the organism in Eukaryota, Viridiplantae, Streptophyta, Magnoliopsida, Magnoliales, Magnoliaceae. The transcript is spliced from 26 exons. Gene Ontology annotation, biological process: regulation of post-transcriptional gene silencing. The record is from RefSeq and is a predicted model, not a curated record.
UUCCCACCAAUUUUCUCUCCAAAUAGCGGCAAAAUGGAUUCGUAUUCUCUCCUCCUGGAGAGAAUCCGAGCUCCUCAACCCUCAAUCCAACGGUUCGCUGUCAUCUCCGUAUUCGAAAAGCUCCGAUCCGACGGCCCAGAUUCGGACGCAGCAAGAACCGCUCUCUCUCACUGCCUCCGCUCCAAAGCGGCCCCUGUCGUUGAUCAGACGGUCCGAGAGGUCUGCCGUAUCGUGAAGGGAGGGAAGAUGAGGGUCUCCCAAGGCCUUCUGGAGUUGCAAGCGGCUCUUGAGGGAUGCGAUGAUCCGCGGUUUGUUGAUGUUUUCGUGAAAGGAAUUGGGUUUCUCUGCCGGUUUGGGUUCCGCAACGAUCUGUCAUGGCGGUUUGAGUCGGUGGAAGGCCAUCCCUUUGUUAAGGUGCUUUCUUCUCAAGCUGAGGCUCAAGCUGAGCUUGUACAACAAGUGCUAUUGUUUAUCUCACAGAAUAUGUCCAUGGGGUUUGCCAGAAUUUCCGAAUUCUUAAGACCAUUUUUGAUGUUUUCUGUGCUGCGAAUUCCAUUUUCAGUCUCGUCAUCUUCAUUUGUGAAGCAGUUAAUAUCAUCAAUGGCAUCAGUAUCUUGCUCUUUUCCAUUGGAAGGGAUGCUGAUUAUCAAGUUGCUAGCAGGAUGCUUGAAAUAUUUUCCACGCAAUAAUCCAGAGGAGUUAAAAUAUCUCAUUUGUUCUACUGAAUAUCUGGUGGAUGCAUCCAUGGUAAUCUUGAAGCAAGCAGUUGCAACCAAAAUGCCAACGGAUGAGCUUCAAGUGUGUGGUGUGGAGCUGCUGGAGACUCUUCUGUCAUUUUGUACAGAACUUCACAAACCUUGUGGUGGGAUUGAGCCUGUCACUGAGCUGUCAAGGCGGUUAUUACUUGUCCAGAAAGAGCUUGGACUGCAAUAUUUACCAGCAUUUGUUUCAGUUGCAACUUCCUUGUCCUUGAUUCUCACCCAAGCAGAGUUUGAACAUGAACAGUUCUCUGUACUUAAACUAUCAAUCUUCAUGUUGAAAUGGAAAAGUGAUAAUGAACAUAUUAUGGGAAGAGCGACAUGUUGCCUCAAUGAAGAGCUUCUAUUUAUUUUUCCCGUUAUCAACCUUCUGUCAUCUCCUUCUAAAUCUGUUAAAGCUGCUGCAAUUGAUUUACUUUCAGAUUUGGAAAGGCUCUUAGCAGAUUUUGCAAUUGCACCAAAGAAAGUACCAGUUACCCCUGUGGGGUUACCAACUGUUAGCAAACCUGAAUCAAUUACUUUUCGGCUUCUGCAUCAUCUUUGGUCCAAGGAUCAAUCUUCUUUAUCCAACUCCUAUUUUUUGAAGCUUGUUUGCAAUGGUAUGUCUGAAUCUGAGUGCAAAAGGAGACAUGGUGAGCAGAAUUCAUGGGUAUCUCAGCUAAGAGAAUACUCUCUCAUGAUUGCUGGGAGGCAGAAGUCAGCACUGAUCUCACAAUGUCAAGAAAAUUUGUUAACAGGAAUGCCUUUGUUACUCUGUGCUAUUAUUUCCGUUUUAGUUGUACAUCCUACAUUGGCGAACUCUGCUGUCGAUUCUUUGGCUGCUAUUGGUAUUAUGGAUCCUAAAAUGGGUGUGCCGCUAUUGCUAUCUGUUCUCUUUUACAAUAAAAUAUUCUGCCAUAGUGGGAGCAAGUCACAUGCCAUAUUGCUCAAACUUUUGGGAAUGCUUCCAUCACUGGCCUCGCAUUCUGUAAUGGUGCCACUUAUUGUGCAGACUAUUUUGCCAAUGCUUCACAAGGAUGCACGACAAGUGUUAUAUGCUACAGCUGUUCGGCUACUUUCUAAGACAUGGGAGGUUACAGAUCGUGUCUUUGGGAGUUUACAAGGGAUUUUGCAGCCAUUGGCAUUUUCUGAGUUUGUCUCUGAAAGAAAUAUUUGCAUGAGCAUGGCUGCUUCUGUUCGCGACGUUUGCAAACAAAAUCCCGAUAGGGGUGUUGACCUUAUAUUGACUGUUUCGGCUUGCAUUGAGAGCCAAGAUCCCACCAUAAAAGCUUUUGGAUUUGAAAGUAUUGGCCAUCUUUGUGAAGCUGAUGUGGUUGAUUUUUACACUGCUUGGGAUGUCAUUGCAAAGCAUGUGGUGGACUAUUCUGUACACCCCAAUGUUGCAUAUGGCUUAUGUAAUCUUUUAAGAUGGGGAGCAAUGGAUGCCGAAGCAUAUUCUGAAGCUUCAAAGAGUGUUAUGCAGAUUUUAUGGGAAAUUGGAACAUCUAGGUACACUGGUUCUGGAACCACAUGGAUAAAGGCGCGGACCUCUGCCUUUGAAUCGUUGACCCAUUAUGAGGUUGAGCAUAUUCGAAAAGGAAUUCCUGAUUUUCAUAGAAGGAGUAUAGAGUCACUUAUAUCUGAAGAUAACCUUGAAGUACUCAGGGCUAUGGAGAGUUUGGAAGUCAAGAUUAUAACUUUUGAGCACAUCACUCGACGUAGACUGGUAAAGGAGAAAAGAGUCAUGGUGAACAAGGUUGAAAAAUUGUUGGAUGUCUUUCCCCAGGUCAUGUUUUCUUCAGGAAAAAGCAGGGAUGCUAGAGAGUUACCUGGUGCGGCUUUGUUAUCCAUUGCCUUCAAUCCUAAAGACAUGAGGGGCCAAGGGACAUCAAAGGAAUUCCUGAAACUGCAUGUCAGCUAUGAAAAUGCGCUAAUGGAAAUGGCUGAAUCUCUACAACUGUCAAGAAAUAUUCUUCUUGCUCUGCUCUCACUGCAAUCCUGGAAGCCCUUCAUGCACCAUUGGAUGAGAUCAGUUAUCACGUUCCCUGAUGCUAAAGUGCUUCCCAAUGUAUCAAAUAAAGGAUCAAAGGCUGCCGAUGACAUUCUCAAGAGUAUGUGUCGAAUUGCAGAGGAAUCCAUUCCUCGAUCUGCUGAGAACAUAGCACUAGCCAUUGGUGCACUGUGUAUGAUUUUGCCUCCAUCAGCCCAUGCAGUAACAUCUACUGCAUCAAAGUUUCUGCUGAAAUGGUUGUUUCAGUAUGAACAUGAGCACAGGCAAUGGUCAGCCGCUAUCUCUUUGGGACUGAUAUCAAGUUGUUUACAUGCAACGGAUUCAAGACACAAAUUCGUAAUCAUCACCGGACUUCUUGAGGUGGCCUCUAAUAGCAAAAGCAUCCUAGUCAAAGGAGCCUGUGGUGUGGGCUUGGGUUUUACUUGUCAAGAUCUUCUUACCAGGGUUGAAGCUGGUGACGUUUCUAACUUGGAAGAAGCCGGAGAGAUUACAGAAGCCACAUUACUUGGAAAUAUUGUUCAGUUGUUAUGUUCAAUGAUAUGCCAGCUGUGUCCAUCCUCAUUUGACUCACUACAAAGCCUUUGCAAAAGUUUCCCACUUGGUACAGAUGAUAUUUGUACAGAGGAAACUGUUGAUUUGUACAGUAACAAUGACAAUAACAUGGAGGAAGACAUUUGGGGUGUUGCAGCACUUGUACUUGGUUUGGCCAAUUCUAUUGUUGCGAUGUAUAGGGUUGGGGCUCAUGAUGCUGUGCUCAAGAUAAAAGAUAUGCUCAUAUCAUGGAUUCCUCAGAUUAAUUCAUCAUAUCAGGAUACAAGCAUUCACUAUAAAAAGCCUGAGAUACCAUUAUCUGUGGGCUCAUGUCUUGCCCUGCCCACUGUAGUGGCUUUCUGCCAUAGAACAGAACUCAUGGACGAUGAACUGGAUCCUCUUGUCGAUGGUUAUAGAGCACUCAUCUCAGAACUUUUAACUGUGAAGAAAUCUGGAACUUACCACCAGAGUCUAUUGAUGGCAUCAUGCAUUGGAGCUGGAAACCUCCUCUCCUGCAUUUUGAAUGAAGGGGUGCACUCUAUGAAAGCUGAUGAUGUAAAAAGCUUACUGGAAUUGAUUAGAAAUACUUACACCAAACCAUACCCUCCUGCAGUCCACUUGGGUGGGAUGCUUGGGGUUGUAAAUGCAUUGGGUGCAGGUGCAGGGACUCUCACUCAUACAUACCCUCAGCGCUCAUCUUUGCAGACUGACCAUGAGGCGAAGGAUUCAUCUUAUGUGAGGGGGCCUGUACUUUCAAGUCUUGUUUGUGAGCCGCUUUGUACAUCAUUGAUGCAAGAAAUGUUUCUAGUCGCACAGGAUUCUAAGGAUCGGCAAAUACAAAGAUAUGCUGCGUGGGCAUUGUCGUUUCUGAGACAUCGCUGGUGGUCCAAGGAGUCUCACACUGUGAAUGCUUCCAGAAACAACCCCAUCGAGUCCAAGCCGAUUUCUCAUAGUUUUGCAGAGGACAGUACUGUCUGGCAACUCUGUUUGUGGCUGAUGGAUCUUAAUGCUUCUGAGAUGGGUACAAUCACACAUGUGAAUACAGUUGCAACUAUUUUGAGGUGCCUCUCCCAAGCUCCUAGACUACCAUCCUUGGAUUGGGGGGCUAUUGUUAGACGUUGCAUGAAAUACGAGGAUCAAGUUUCCAGCGUGUUAAACCCGAAUAUUGUUCUCAAGAAAGGAGCACUGCGAGAGGAAUGCAUACGUUUUUCCUUAGCUCAUGCAAAUCAAGUCAGUCCCCUCCUGUUUUUUGUGGAUGAGCUCUCUGACAUAUCCAGGUUCAGGAUGCUAGAGCUGAAUCUGCAGUCUUUUCUGUUACGCCAUCUGGCAGAUGCGAUAAAAAUCUUCUCAGGUUCCAGGCUGGAGAAGCUGUUUGAUGACAUCGUUGAUUAUUUCAGUUCCUCCACUUCUUAUCAGUCAUACAAUCCAGAUCAGAAAAGCUUAUUGCGAACUUCAUUCUGGAGUGGUUUGUAUCAUUCUCUGGGCGAAUCUUCUACUGAGGUCCCAGAGUAUAUAUCAAACAUGGAGAAAUGCAUGGAGUUGUUGUUCUGUUUGUUGCCUGCUUCUCCCUGUGAAGAUGGUCUAGUGGAGAAACAGGCAAGUUCUGAAAACGAGUGGUCAGAAGCUGUGAGAUGUUUGGGUAAGGCGCCAAAGGAUUGGCUAAUGGAUAUCCUGCAGGUCCCUGAAAUGAAUUUGGUGCGAGGAAGUCAUUUUGCCAAAGGAGUAAAGAAGAUUUUUGCGAAAGCCAAGCUAGUAUUGACAGGUUCCAUGCCAGUGACUGAGCUGAGAAUGCUGAAACCUCACAUGUUGAAUACGGAAUCGGAUGGGAUCUGGUGUGCACUUGUGGAAGUUGUUGCAGCAUUACAAUGUGCAGAAGGCAGUAUCAAAAGGCAGUGGCUCCUCGAUGCAGUGGAGAUUAGCUGUAUAACAAAGUACCCUUCCACGGCACUGCAGUUUCUUGGUCUGUUAUCUAGUAGCUGCUGUAAAUAUAUGCCGCUUCUCAUUCUAGAUCGUGUUGCCGUCUUGAGUGACUUGCCGGUUACCCUGCCUUCUCUUCUCUCAGACAGCAACUGGCUGGUCAUAGCCAAACCUGUGGUCCUGAAUUUAUGGGCAUCAACAGAACGCAUUUAUGCAUGGGCAAUGCAGGUGGCGAGCGGAAAUGAUUUUUCUGGCUCGGCACCGAUUGACAGGAGUGAAAGCAGCAUGUCCGUUUCCCUUGCACAAGUGAUGCACAGUACCUGUGUCUCCUUGAAAGACUACUUGCCAUUUGAGAAGCAGUUGAGACUUGCCAACAUGGUGCUUCCAUGAAUUAAGGGUGCCACUCUGACUUCAGAAUCGUGCUUCCCGCUCACACUUCUAGCCGUUAAUACUUGCUAACAUUUUGAAGUAGAUGCUUCCCUGCUCACGCACCUGAAUCUGUUGCUGCUUUGCUUCACACUUCAGGCAGCUUUGAGAAAUUGUAUCAUGUGCUACUGUAACAUUCUUUAGCCUUUCUCCUAGAUUUUUUUUUUAAGGUCACUUCAGGGCAUUAGUAUUGUUCACGAGUUCAAUAUGAUCUUCUGGCCAUGGUUGUAGAACUGUCUAAAAUUUUAACCGAGUCCAGACUAUUUCUACGAGGGUCACUAGGAAUCCCACUUGUAACUUGUGACUCAAUUCCAAAUUAUCGGAACUCGUUGAGUUCGGUCGCUGAAUUGACACAGCUCAAACCGAGUCACUCAUGGCUCAACUGUGUUGUUGAUAGAAGUUGAGAAACCCCAGUGCAUUUUGAAUUUGAGACCUUCACCAGACAGACACUUGUAAGCACACCCAAUGAGCCUUUGCUAAUUUUGGCUGUUGUAUAUGUUUAAACUCUCAUUUUUAUAAAAGAAACACCUGUAACCACA